Molecule: messenger RNA, 2938 nt
Organism: Quercus robur (English oak)
Lineage: Eukaryota; Viridiplantae; Streptophyta; Magnoliopsida; Fagales; Fagaceae
Product: G-type lectin S-receptor-like serine/threonine-protein kinase At1g11330
Exons: 7
Coding region: 232-2820 (862 amino acids)
Biological process (GO): recognition of pollen; protein phosphorylation
Molecular function (GO): protein serine/threonine kinase activity; ATP binding
Source: RefSeq, a predicted model, not a curated record
UUGUUUGAUGCUGAAAUGUUAGAUUGUUGAGAAGAAAGUAUGUGAGAUUUUUCACAAGCCCAUGAUAGUGAUCUAGUGUGUGAACGCUACCCAUUGGGUAUCUAAUUUCAAAAUAUCUUGAACAAACAAGAGAAACAUUUUCAAAUGAAUGAAUGGCCCAAAAUAGAUCCAAAUGUUUAACAUUUGAGUCAAUGUGGGCUGCUUUAACUUCGAGUAAUAGAAAGUUCAACUAUGCAGCUCUUUAAGAAAAGUAUGAAAAGAGGCAAUGACUUAAUGGUGUUCCUGGCAUCUAAAAUCUUCAUUCUCAGCAUUGAACAAGUUAUGGGACGUGUUCGAAAUACAAGCAUGUCAGUUCUUCUAGUCUUGCUAUAUUGCAUUUGUUUUGAAUCUGGUUCUGCCACAGACACCAUCACAUCUUCUGAACCCAUCAAAGACCCUGGCUAUAUAAUCUCCAAUGGGGGUGCUUUCAAACUGGGAUUCUUCAGCCCAGAAAAAUCUACCAAUCGAUACGUCGGAAUAUGGUAUAAUAACAUCUCUGGAUGCACAGUUGUAUGGGUAGCUAACAGACAGAAACCUCUUGGCGAUUCUAAUGGGGUUCUUACCAUAUCUGAAGACGGAGUUCUUGAGGUACUAAAUGGAGAGAAGGAGGUAAUUUGGUCAGCGAAUGUUGCAAACUCUGUUCCCAAUUCAAGAGCCCAGCUUUUGGAUUCAGGGAACCUGGUCUUGCAAGAAAACACUACAGGGACAAUAUGGGAGAGUUUCCAAUAUCCUUCUGAUACAGUCUUGCCAACGAUGAAGCUUAGUGCUAAUGUAAGAACAGGUAAGAAAGUGCAGAUUACAUCUUGGAAAAGCCCUUCUGAUCCAUCCAUUGGAAUCUUCUCGUGUGGUAUUCAACCUCCUAGACUUCCUCAAGUAUUCAUUUGGAAAGACGGUAGUCCAUAUUGGCGCAGUGGUCCAUGGAACAGUCGGAUCUUCAUUGGAAUACCGGAUAUGGAUUCUGUAUAUCUUAAUGGUUUCAAUUUUGUAGAUGGUCAAGAUGGAAAUUUUUAUCUAACUUAUGCUUAUGAAGACAAGUCUUUGUCCUAUUUUGCCUUGAAUUCACAAGGGAAUCUAGUGCUCAAAUAUAUGUCUAAUGAUUUUAAGGAUGUCGUGUGGUUAGCUUUGCACACUGAUUGUGAUGUUUAUGGCAAGUGUGGGGCAUUCGGAACCUGUGAUCCACAGAAUACACCAAUUUGUAGCUGCUUCCAGGGGUUCGAGCCAAAUAAUUUAGAAGAAUGGAAUCAAGGCAAUUGGACUAGUGGAUGUGUUAGGAGGGCACUGUUGCAGUGUGAGAGGGUGAACACUGGUGGUGAAGAAGGCAAAAAAGAUGGGUUUUUUAAAUUGAAGAUGAUGAAAGUGCCAGACAUUGCAGUUUGGUCAAGUGCUUCUGAAAACAAAUGCAGAGAGCAAUGCUUGGAAAAUUGUUCUUGCAUAGCAUAUGCAUAUGAAACUGGCGUUGGUUGUAUGUCUUGGAGUGAUAAAGUAAUUGAUGCGCAACAAUUCUCCAGUUUCGGAAUUGAUCUUUACAUUCGUGUGGCCUACUCAGAACUUGGUAACCUAUCAAAAAAAAAAAAAGUGGGAGAUGUGAAAAAAAUUGUCACAAUCAUAGUGAUCACAGGAACAAUUUUCCUUUCCAUCUGCACUUAUUUACUGUGGAGGCGGAUGGCAAAUCUAAAAGGAAGGAAAAAGAAAGUGAAGGAGAUCUUAUUGUUCAAUAGAGCAAAAGCACAACCAAAAUUUCAUAGUGACAACUUGGACCAAGUUAAAGUCCAAGAGCUACCGCUAUUCAAUUUUGAGACGUUGACAAGUGCAACAAACAACUUCCAUCUAUCUAACGAGCUUGGGAAGGGUGGAUUUGGUCCCGUAUACAGGGGAAAAUUGCCAGAUGGACAAGAGAUUGCAGUAAAAAGACUAUCUAAAGCGUCUAGACAAGGGUCAAAAGAAUUUAUGAAUGAGGUGGUGGUAAUUUCAAAACUUCAACAUCGGAAUCUUGUUAGGCUUCUUGGUUGUUGUGUUGAAGGAGAAGAAAAGAUGUUGAUCUAUGAAUAUAUGCCAAACAAAUGUCUAGAUGCAUUCCUCUUUGAUCCUCACAAGGAAAAACUGCUAGAUUGGAGAAAACGUUUCAACAUUAUUGAAGGAAUUGGUCGAGGUCUACUUUACCUUCAUAGGGAUUCUAGAUUAAGGAUUAUUCAUAGAGAUUUAAAGGCAAGUAACAUCUUGUUGGAUAAAGAGCUAAAUCCAAAAAUAUCAGAUUUUGGAAUGGCUAGGAUUUUUGGAAAUGAUGAAGACCAGGCUAAUACUAAUAGGGUCGUUGGAACAUAUGGCUAUAUGUCUCCUGAAUAUGCAAUGGAAGGGCGAUUUUCAGAAAAAUCGGAUGUCUUCAGCUUUGGAGUGUUGUUACUUGAGAUAAUAAGUGGAAGAAAAAACUCUAGCUUUUAUCAUGAUGAGCAAUCCAUGAGCCUUUUAGGAUUUGCAUGGAAAUUGUGGAAUGCAGACAACAUUAUAGCCUUAAUAGACACAAUGGUAUAUGAACCCUGCUUUGAAAUGGAGAUUUUGAGAUGCAUACAUGUUGGCCUGUUGUGUGUGCAAGAAUUUGCCAAAGAUAGGCCAACUGUAUCUGUUGUUAUUUCUAUGCUUAAAAGUGAGAUUCUUGAUCUUCCUCGUCCAAAGCAGCCGGCAUUUACUGAAAGGCAAAUUCCCUUAGAUAAGAAAUUAUCUCACAGCGGCCAAAGAAAAUUUUCUGUUAACGAUGUUACUGUUUCAAAGGUUCAAGGUCGAUAGCUACCAUGUGUUCUUGACAUAAUUCUUUAUAUAUUUAUGCUGGAAUCUUUACAAUGUUUAGAUUAAAAAAAAAAUUGAAUUAUCAUCAGGUAAUUUUAAUUUUAAUUUUUUGCCAUCA